AUGCCUUCUUUCCAAGUAUACCAAUCGUCAAAAGAGCGACCAGAUACUUUGUGCCAGUUUAAGGCUGAUCCUGCUAAUCGUGAGGUGGCGUUGACUAAGGUGAGAGAUGGAGUCCAGUGUGCGUGUACUGAAAUGCGUUCAACUUCUUUAACCCAGUCGCAAACAUUUUCGAUUUUUUUUCCAGAGAAUAAAGAUAUUGCUUUAGCAGUAUCGUUAGUGGAAAAGAUUUGUACUUGA
Molecule: messenger RNA, 237 nt
Organism: Macrosiphum euphorbiae (potato aphid)
Lineage: Eukaryota; Metazoa; Arthropoda; Insecta; Hemiptera; Aphididae
Source: the annotation of a GenBank genome assembly